Molecule: messenger RNA, 1345 nt
Organism: Umbelopsis ramanniana AG
Lineage: Eukaryota; Fungi; Mucoromycota; Umbelopsidomycetes; Umbelopsidales; Umbelopsidaceae
Exons: 3
Coding region: 289-1236 (315 amino acids)
Molecular function (GO): zinc ion binding
Source: RefSeq, a predicted model, not a curated record
GGGUAAUUAGAUGCAUCUUCAAAGGUAUAAUUAUCUAUAUAAACAAGCUACAACCUUACAUAAGCUAUUUGAGUUUUAUAUCAUUAGCCAAUAUUAGGGUAUUCUGCCUUUUGAAUUCUGGUAUUCAGACAGUAGCAUUUGAACUGCGCUUUUGUAUCAGCCACGACUUCCAAAUUUAGCUGACAGGUCUCAACGCCUCAGCUUUGAGCACAGGACACCAGCAAAUUUCGCUGCUCUCCCACACCUUUCGUGAACACACAAGCCAUACCCCCCAUUUAAAUACUCACAAUGGGCCUUGAAUCACAAAACCCAUAUUAUAGAGAGUUGAAUGAUACUCUAAGUGACCAUCCCGAUCAGAACACUCCUGCCACAGCUGAACCAUUGCUGUAUAAUCCAACGUCAAGCUCACCCAUCCUCACAGCCAAUGACACUCGGAUCGCAGUUGAAGACCAUUCUGAAACAGCAGAACCACGGCUUUGUAGAAUAUGCCAAAGUGGCGAAGACGAUAGUGACGAUGACGCUACUAUUGCCGACGAAGAAGUAGACCUGGUAUCCAGCGAACCCUACUAUAGGACGAGUCAUGAUGCACAUCAUUUAAGAAGUAAACGAGUCUACGCCAAAAAUCCUUUAAUUAAGCCGUGCAAGUGCAAAGGAAGUAUGAUGUACGUACACUUAGACUGUCUCAACCGUUGGCGAAAAGAAUCUCCCAGGGCAGCUUCGACAUAUGCCUGUGAUCUUUGCGGAUAUCAGUAUCACCUAUACCGACCCAUGUAUGCAUAUAUUAUUGGGAACAAGUGGUUUGUUGCGUUCGCAACUGCAUUGAUAGUGGCUUUCAUAGUUGCCAUUGCUUCAUUAUUGGCUUAUUUUAUCGAUACACUUGCCCUACACAACCCUGCAAGAACUGUGGCAAUCUAUUUUGCCUGCGGCAUCGCAACCACCGCCAUUAUUGGCUUUGUUGCAUUCAUAUAUCGAUGUGCAACUGAAGGAGCGGAUUCUGUGACAAUGCCCAUAUGGUGCUGCCCUGAUGGUUGUUCAUCAUUAUAUCUGGCCGAUUGCGGAGCACUUGGUGGUGGUGAUGCUGCUCUUGCUGGACUACUUUUUGUUGUGGCAUUCAUUAUAAUGACUGUGCUUCUGUUCGGUCUAAUAGGCGCCGUAGGUGGGGUCUACAUAUUCGUGGAACGGCAUGUGGAAAAUGUUGCUGGAAAGGUAAAGGAGCGCAUUUUAGACGUCGAGUGAUACACCAUUUGAUUUGUUUUAUCCGUUAACACGCCGAGAAAAUUCGUGAAAUGUAAUAUUUACAAGUUAAUAGUUCGUCAAACUCAUAAUAAAAGCAUGAGAGGCAAAU